UAGUGGUACUGACUUAGUUCCCGCCAUGGAAGUACAGCCAAUUAACUAGUGAAUGUCAUGACAAGGGUGAACUCUGAUUGGUUAAUCCAAGGCCAACUGACAGGAUGUGCACAGCCUACGGUCUACUACACAGAGUAGGUGGAGCUCGAUCCACUGAGAACAAUCUUACUACAAACAACUUCCUUUAGAAGCAGUUAUAAAAGGCAGUGGUAACUUGACAGGGGUAGUUAUCUGCUAAACAGGUUGAAGCAAAUUAGGCAGAACUUGUUGGCAGGAAAACAGUCCAGUCUUCAAGUGCCUGGACUCCAAUGUUGUCAUAGCAGCAAAACGCCUGCAUUUAUUUGUAACUGAUCAGGACGAUCACAGAGCAUUAAGAAUGGAGCCCAAGCUCGCAUUGAAUUGCCUUCUGCUGACUUUGUUGAUCUUGAUUCUUGAGAUGAAUGUUGGACGGGCUUGUGUCUGCAUGCCGAUGCACCCUCAACAACACUUCUGUCGAUCAGACUUUGUUAUCAAGGGCAAAAUUCUUCCUGACCUGAAGGUUUUCCCAGACAACAACACAAAGAUGAAACCAGACAAUGACACAUCCAAUCCCAAUGUGCGAAUGUACACGGUUCGUGUUGAGAAGGUCUUCAAAGGCCAAGAACUGAUGGGGCCCAAAAAGCAUGCAGAGAUCCUAGUGUCCCGUCGCGGAGAGACAUGUGGGAUGCCCCUGCAGGAGAAUGAAGUCUACAUCCUCACUGGUCAGCAAGUGAAGAACAUGUUCACAAUUAACAUGUGCGACUGGGUGCCCAAGUACAGUCAACUGACCCGCAAGCAGAGACAGGGCAUCCGGCAUUUGUACAAGCAAUACUGUGAUUCCUGUGAGAUUAAGCCUUGUUUCCAUGGCAACUGCCAGGCAACCACACCCAAUACUUGCAUUUGGAAUGUAUCCGGCCAUAUGCUGAACAACAAUGACCUGGACUGUGAGUCGGACCAUUCACGAUGCAUCAAAGAUGGAGCAGGAUGCAAGUGGUACAUGCCUCAGACCAUGAAGAUAUGCAUGAAAGUACGCUUACAGAUGAGGCACAACAGACUCCCUUGAAUAAUCUCAAGGAGUUAUUCAAGUAUGUAGAAACCAUAAGCCAAAUAUCAAGCAGUAUUAUAAUUCCACUUUUUUUGUCACAUGAAACUUUGUACAUUUGGCGCAGGCAUGAAUGGUGCUAAUAAACUCCACGACGAGUGAUAAAAUAUGACAAUAUGACAAUGUUUAAUACUUCAAGAAGGGUUUAACUGACAGCUUAUUGGUGUAGCCUUACAUUUUAAAGUAACAAAGUCCUCCCCCAAAGAACAGUUGUAUAUUCUUGUGCAAAUACUUGGGGAAAAAAACUGUGUUCCGUAUCCCCUCUGAACACAUUUGUGCAGAAAUUACUCAGAUCAUGUCCUAACAAUACCAGACCUUAGGUGAACACACUGGAAAGAGAUUAUAUGCACCGUCAGUAUGGAGAACAGUGGCUAAACAGCUGAUGAUCACACCAUCUGACAAUGCACUUAAUUGUUUAAAAACCUUCCUAGAAUUCUUGCACUUAUUCACAAAAUUUUUUAGAUUUUGUAAGGAAUUUUGAAGCCUUUAGGCAAUUGGUAGUUAUAGUUAUAAACUUUUUCUAAAUUUAAAAAACCGAUACGAAAAAUAUGACUUUUUAAAGGAAAACUAAAAUGAAAAAUUUUAAGAAAGCAUCUGAACAAAAACUUAACUGACAUUUGUACUGCAAAAUUGUAACGUAUCAAAAAUUCCAAUUUUAGAAUUAUUUAGAUAAUGACCAAGAAAAGGAAGCAAAUAUAAUUUAAUUUCAUAGUACCUCGAAUUCAUAUGACAGUUUCUUUUAUACUUGAAAGUCAAUUCUGAAGUGAUGUUAUUACAAUAAUUCUUUCAAAAAUUACAUUGCAAUGACCAAGUUUAGUAACCUAGUUUGUGAACAAAUCCCUAACCCGGUGGUUUUAAUAUACUGGGUAAACAGUACUUAAAAAGAAUGAAAUAAUUCCUACUAAGUUUUGCCAAAAACAAUCUCCUGGUGAGCAUAGAAUAAUUAGUCUUGAUGUAUUCUUUUGAUACAAAUUUAAGAUUUGAUGAUUUUUUUUAAACAGCAAAAGAAGUCAUUUGUGUGCCAAUCGAAGAAGAUAGCUAAAUCACGAACUGUUAGACCAAAUAUUUGUAUGAGAUAUGAUUGACAAAAUCAAAGCCCUUCAAAAGAGUACCCCUAAACAACCUCUUGAAAUGUACAUUUUGUAAAAAGGAUAUGUGAUACUUGAUGUUACAAAAGUAAGAAAAUAUAUGCUGCAUGCUGUAUGUAAGUAAAUUAACUUGUUCUGUGCAAUGUUUAGAUGUGUUUCAAUUGCAAAAUGGAUGAUGCCAGUAACCAUAGAUAUUUCUGCAGACUUUUUCAAUUUAUUGCGUUAUUAGGCUAUUCUCUCUUUAUCUGUUUUGAAGAUGAAUGGACCUCUUUGGCACAAUUUUAUGACAAAUGUCUUCUUGUGUUUGCAUAAUUUUAAGAAACUUGCUUUGCUUCCUCGCAUUUCAUACACAUUUUCAACUUACACAUAAAAAGCCAAAUAAAAACCAGUAUCAUUUACUAAA
This is a messenger RNA of Acanthaster planci (crown-of-thorns starfish), 2611 nucleotides long. RefSeq names its product metalloproteinase inhibitor 3-like. Gene Ontology annotation, molecular function: protease binding; metalloendopeptidase inhibitor activity. Gene Ontology annotation, cellular component: extracellular matrix. NCBI's taxonomy places the organism in Eukaryota, Metazoa, Echinodermata, Asteroidea, Valvatida, Acanthasteridae. Gene Ontology annotation, biological process: negative regulation of membrane protein ectodomain proteolysis; negative regulation of endopeptidase activity. The record is from RefSeq and is a predicted model, not a curated record.